GCGUGGACUUCGGGAAGAGCGCGCAGACGCAGUGAAUAGUAAUGGAAAGACGUUUUCCCCCCUUCUUCUAGAGUUUCGGUCUGCGAGCGAAUAGAGAGCAACACACAGAGUAUGAGAGAGAGAGAGAGAGAGAGAGAAGGGGUCAGAAAUCAGGUCCUCUAUUUUCCCCUCCCGUUUUCUCUUUCACAAUCGGAAACCGUCUCCCAUUCCAUUCCAACAGCCGGAAAUCAGGUCCUCUAUUUUCCACUCCCGUUUUCUCUUUCACAAUCGGAAACCGUCUCCCAUUCCAUUCCAACAGCCGGAAUGUCAAAAUAUGGUAUACCUCAAGUGGAAGCACAUGGUGGGUCGUCCUUCGAGGACGAAGACGAAGACGAAGAAUCAUCAUCAAAAGAAAUUGGAGAACGGCAAGUAUCUGAAUCAUCAAAGAAGCAAGAAGAAUAUGCAAUCGAAGAAGACGACGACUUCUCAACCGAAGAGGAAGAAGGAGUGGCGAAAUCUGUCACUAGGCCUUUAAAACGACAACUGAGUGGUGAAAAUAGCAUGCUUGGAUUGAAGAGGGUGAAGCGGGGAAUAGAGGACGAAGAUAGUAAUGUUGAGAAAGAAAAAGAAAAGGGGAAGUCCGGUGAAUUAAAAAGGGUAUUGUUUGAGAGAUUAUGGAGUGAAGAUGAUGAGAUUGACCUUUUAAAUGGCAUGAUCGAGUAUAACAAGAAGACAGGGUUAGAAGAGUUGAAUGAUUUUUUUGAUUUUAUCAAAAACUCAUUGCAUGUUAAUGUUAGAAAAGCUCAGUUGUCCGACAAAAUUAGAAGGAUGAAAAAGAAGUAUCAGAACAAUGCGAGAAAAGCUCAAGCAGGCAAGUUACCAAUGUUUUGGAAGGCGCAUGAGAAAAAAUCGUAUGAAUUGUCAAAGAAGUUGUGGGGCUGGGAAGAAGGGGAGAAGGAGCUUGCAACAUUGGAUAGGGUGGUGGUGAAGGAAGAGAAAAAGAGUGAUAAAGUGGGGUACUCACCACGUGGGUCCAACUCCAACUCCAACUUGAACAUGGAUGAAAAGCAGAAAAAACUUGAGGUGCGGCAACUUGAGCUUUUCUUAGAGGAAUUGAACUUAAAGAUCAAGCGGACGGAACUGGCUUUGGAGGUAAUGAAAUCGUCUUAAUGGAUGCCAGAGUGACUUAGUUCUUAUUAUUUUGAUGAUGAUAUGAUGUUUUUUUUUUUUUAGCCUUUGACUGCUUAAUUUUGUUGUGAGAUCAAUGGGUGAUGAUAUUGGUCUCUCUUGUUUGUUUGGUGAUGAAUGUGGGAUUGAUUGUCUUUUGCAUGGUAAUCAUGGUAAUGUAAUGUAAUGUUUUGAACGGGACUCUACUGGAGAUGUAUGUCAUUGCAUGCUGCCUGCUUAUAGGCUUCU
Messenger RNA from Diospyros lotus (date-plum), 1395 nucleotides. RefSeq names its product probable transcription factor At1g11510. NCBI's taxonomy places the organism in Eukaryota, Viridiplantae, Streptophyta, Magnoliopsida, Ericales, Ebenaceae. Gene Ontology annotation, biological process: regulation of DNA-templated transcription. Bases 112 to 1149 code for a protein of 345 amino acids. Gene Ontology annotation, cellular component: nucleus. The record is from RefSeq and is a predicted model, not a curated record. The transcript is spliced from 2 exons.